Molecule: messenger RNA, 546 nt
Organism: Aureobasidium musti
Lineage: Eukaryota; Fungi; Ascomycota; Dothideomycetes; Dothideales; Saccotheciaceae
Source: the annotation of a GenBank genome assembly
AUGCUGACCCGGGAUCGCAAGAAAAAAUCGUACGAUGUUAUCAUCACCUUGUACGACACCAUCAAGGAGAACGAGUAUGGAUCGAGACAUUACGCGACCGAGCUUUACCAAAACACGACUGCCUUGACAUUAUCUCCGAACACAAAAUGGCGACAUGUAGAGGCCGAGGUUUGGAGACUGAUCACNUUUUUGUACGGCUCCAUUGAUCGUGCUGANAAAGACGAUUACUCUGUCAACAUGUCGAUGAGCUACACCAUCCUUGACGGUGGCAAGAGACGACGACUUUCCAAACAUUCAAACGAUCGCGCCUUCUUCGGCCUACUCGCGCGAGAUGACAUUACCGACCUCGAACUGCGCGUCAAUGUUACGUAUCGACACGAGCCGCUAUGCGAGCAUCUCGAAAAGGUCAAGGCUCGCAAAGCUCUUCAAGGGUCCAGCAGAAGCUCAAUGAGCUCGGAAGAAUCAGUCGAGAAUCUCAAGGUGGAAAAGUCGGAGUCGACUGUGACGGUCAAGGAGACGAGAACCCGCUCCUGCAUCAUACAGUGA